This is a messenger RNA of Phodopus roborovskii (desert hamster), 939 nucleotides long. RefSeq names its product olfactory receptor 9. Gene Ontology annotation, biological process: G protein-coupled receptor signaling pathway. The record is from RefSeq and is a predicted model, not a curated record. The coding region runs from base 1 to 939 and encodes 312 amino acids. The transcript has a single exon. Gene Ontology annotation, molecular function: G protein-coupled receptor activity; olfactory receptor activity. Gene Ontology annotation, cellular component: membrane. Lineage: Eukaryota; Metazoa; Chordata; Mammalia; Rodentia; Cricetidae.
AUGGGAGGCGACAAUGGUACAGACAUAACAGAGUUCAUUUUAUUGGGGUUCUCAGGUUUUGUGUUUGUCCAGGGCCAUCUGUUUUGGGGUGUGCUGUGUAUGUAUGUGGUCACCUUGCUGGGCAACUCUCUGAUCGUCCUCCUCACGCUGGCGGACUCAGCCCUCCACUCCCCCAUGUACUUCUUCCUUCGGCACUUCUCGCUGGUGGAGAUCCUCUACACCACGACCAUUGUGCCUAGGAUGCUGGCUGACCUCCGGUCUUCCUGCCCCACCAUCUCCCGUGCCAGCUGCUUCACUCAGCUAUAUUUCUUUGCCCUUUUUGGCAUUGCCGAAUGCUGUCUGCUCACUGCCAUGGCUUAUGACCGAUAUGCUGCCAUCUGCUGUCCACUGCAUUAUACCACCAUGAUGAACCAGAGAGCAUGUGUGGGCAUGGUGGGAGUCUCUUAUCUUGCAGGCAUCAUCACUGGCACCUCUCACUCUGUCUUCAUCUUCACUUUGCCUUUCCGUGGUGCCAACACCAUCCAUAACUUCCUAUGUGACAUCCUGCCUGUGCUGAGCCUGGCUAGUGCAAGCACGUUCUGGGCUGAAGUGGCAGAACUUAUCAUUACAACAGCUUUUAUCUUUGUGCCCUUCUUGUUGAUUGUGGCCUCCUAUGCCUAUAUUAUUGCUGCUAUCCUUGGUGUUGCAACAUCCCAGGGACGUCAAAAGAUCUUUUCUACCUGCUCCUCCCAUUUGUUUGUGGUCAUACUCUUUUAUGGGACUGCGACUGCUGCCUAUAUGAGGCCUCAGGCAGAUUCUUUUGGGGACACAGACCAGAUUCUCACCAUCUUCUACACAGUUGUCACCCCUAUGUGCAACCCUUUUGUUUACACUCUGAGGAAUAAGGAGGUCACGGGCGCCAUGAAGCGGCUCAUGAAGAGAUAUCUUUGUGGUCCUUGA